AAUUGAUAUAAAUAAUCUAUCAUAUAAUGAAAACAAAGUUUUGGAGUACUUAUAAAGAGGAAGUUAAGAUUGGAGAGAUUUUGAUAAAGUCAGAAUUUUAAAGAAAAGGAAAGCUUAGAUAUUUAGGUGGGAGUGAGACAAUGUUAAUAAUAUUCGAGGUUUCAAUAAGAGUUUAAACAUAAGGACCCGCAAUUCAAGAAGGCUAAGAAAUAUACAAUGAUUGACUUUGAUUUGAAAUUUGAGAUGAUACGAACAGCUCCAAAGAUGAAACCAGGAUGUUAGAUAGUAAAACUAUCAGGAGGUGCUCGUGCUGAUUAAGUGAAAAGCGAAAAUAUAGAGAAACUUGGAGAAGCGACUGGUUUGUGGCUAUUUAGAGAUGAAGACCAUAGAUAUGAGUUAGUUGCACAUUCUUUGAUACUUACAUAAUGGAGAUGGUUUUUAGGUAAGCGCAUCAAUUAGUAUGGGUUCCAUCACUUGUUUAAGGUCUUUAAGAAGAUUGGAAAAGGAAACUUUGCAUCUGUUUAUUUAGCAGAAAGAGUUGAAGAUGGCUAAUAAAUGGCUAUUAAAGCAUUCUCUAAAAGUGUAGCAUAUGCAGAAGAAAAUGGAAAAGAAGGUCUAAUGAAUGAAAUUAAGUUGAUGCGAUAAUUAGAUCAUCCUAAUAUUAUUAAGUUACAUGAAGUCCAUGAAACAACAAAUUCAUUGUAUGUUUGUUUAGAAUUGUUGGAAGGUGGUCAAUUAUAUGAGUAAUUGAAAAAAAAAGUCAUUUUUUCAAAUAAAGAGAUUUUAACUAUUAUUAAAGGAUUGUUAGAAGGUAUUAUUCUUAGCUUUUAUGUCAAUAGGUCUCAAACAUAUACAUUCUAAAGAUAUCAUGCACAGAGAUAUCAAAUUAGAAAAUAUCUUAUUCAAAAAGCCAAAUCAAAUAGAAUCUGUAUGUUUGGCUGAUUUUGGAUUGGCUACUUAUGUACAUGAGGAAGUAUAUUUAUAUUGUAGAUGUGGUACUCCAGGGUAUUUAGAAUAUAUUUAUAAUAGUUUUGUUGCUCCUGAGGUUAUCAACAUAAAAGAUCUAACAACAAGAUACGAUAAAGUUUGUGAUAUAUAUUCUCUGGGAUUAGUAUUUCAUUUACUGUUAACUGGUAAGCCAGCAUUCACUGGACGUAGUUAUACAACAAUAGUAAAUUAAAAUAAGGAAGCAAAAAUUUAAUGGAAAUCAUCAGCGUUUGAUAUAAUUCCAAAAGCAGCAUUAAAUUUAUUGAAAAGAAUGUUAGAGACUGAUCCAAAAUAAAGAAUAACAGCAGAAGAAGCAUUAAAACAUAAUUAUUUUAAUCCUUAUCAUAUUCCAAAUAUAGCAUAAUUUGAAGAUGAAAAUAUAGAUAUUGAUGAUAGUUGUCAAUUAGAUUAAAGAUUAUAAAAGAUUAAUGAUCUUAAUAAUAAAUUUGAUAUGAUGCGCAUUAAUCAACUUACAAAUUCACCAAUCAGAUCACCUAAUAUAAGAGCAACAUAAACAUAAGCUAUGAAAGAAUAGAUGAAAGAAAGUGUAUAAUUAUAAGAACAAAUGAUUAUGCAUACACCAGUUAUAACUGGUAGAGUAGAAAGUAUUGAUGGUAUAUAUGUUAUUAAUUGAAUUUUAUAGAUUCCCCUGUAGAAGGAUCAAAAUAAUAAUAAAAAAUGAAAGAAGGUUUAUCAAAACAUAAGAGGUAAGAAUCUUUGAAUUUCCUUUAAAAAUAUAAAUAAUAGUAGUAACCAAUUAAUGAUGAUGAUUCAUUACAUCAAUAAGACGAUUGUAGAGAACCUGCCAUCUAAUAAGUUAAAUAGAGUUUAAGCAAGAAUUUAUGAUCUAGGUUCAAAAAAGUCUAUGAUAUAUCUAUUCUAAUAAGAG
Molecule: messenger RNA, 1876 nt
Organism: Paramecium sonneborni
Lineage: Eukaryota; Ciliophora; Oligohymenophorea; Peniculida; Parameciidae
Source: the annotation of a GenBank genome assembly